This is a messenger RNA of Rattus rattus (black rat), 428 nucleotides long. RefSeq names its product prostatic steroid-binding protein C2. Bases 28 to 363 code for a protein of 111 amino acids. The record is from RefSeq and is a predicted model, not a curated record. The transcript is spliced from 3 exons. NCBI's taxonomy places the organism in Eukaryota, Metazoa, Chordata, Mammalia, Rodentia, Muridae.
GCUCAGUCUAGAAGCAAACUGAGCGCCAUGCGGCUGAGCCUGUGUCUUCUGACCUUUCUGGUUGUUUGUUACGAAGCUAAUGGCCAGACCUUGGCUGGCCAGGUCUGCCAAGCUUUUCAGGAUGUAAGUAUAACCUUCUUACUAAACCCUGAGGAAGAACUGAAGAGGGAACUUGAGGAAUUUGAUGCACCUCCAGAGGCUGUUGAAGCAACCCUAAAAGUGAAGCGAUGUAUAGAUAAGAUAAUGUAUGGAGACAGACUUUCAAUGGGAACUUCAUUGGUAUUCAUUAUGUUGAAAUGUGAUGUGAAAGUAUGGUUACAAAUAAACUUUCCAAGAGGUCAUUGGUUCUCAGAAAUUAACUGACCUUCACUGCUCAAUGUGAAGGUUUCAAUAUCUUGCACUAAUAAAUUACUCUCCUUGCGUAUUAA